Messenger RNA from Schistocerca piceifrons (Central American locust), 540 nucleotides. RefSeq names its product DNA translocase FtsK-like. Bases 1 to 540 code for a protein of 179 amino acids. The transcript has a single exon. Lineage: Eukaryota; Metazoa; Arthropoda; Insecta; Orthoptera; Acrididae. The record is from RefSeq and is a predicted model, not a curated record.
AUGGAUACUUUACCACAGCAGGGUCAGAGGUCGAGAGGCGGCCCACUACCACCCCACGGUCGGAGAGGUGGUAGGGGGGGCGGAGACUGGGGCCCGCGCGGCCCCCCAGAGGAGGGGCACCACCAGUCACCGCAGCGGCCACAGCGCGGGCAAGAGGACCACCACCGUCAGCAGCCACAACACCAACAGCAGCAGCACCAACAGGCUUUGCAGCCGCUGUCGCAGCAGCCACCGCAGCAGCAGCCUCAGGGUCCAGCACAAGGACAGGGAGUGUCGGGCCCACAGCAGCAAGAUGGGGGCCAGCAGGCACAGCAACAACCACCCCAGGCCAGCAGCCGACCACUGAAGGGCGUGCCCAGCGUCGUUCCGGACUUCGUCAUCCCCAACAACAAGGAGUCACCCACCGCACCCGUGUCGGGAUCCAAGUUCCCGGAAGCGCCAAAUCUCAUGCAGAAAUUCAGCGAGAUGACAGGCGGCGCAGACGACAUCAUCUCCAAGGGCAAGGAGCUCAUCUUCAUGAAGUUUGGCCUCGGAAAAUAG